UCCAGUAGCUCUGACGUCCGAAGUCAAAACUGAAACACGGAAGGAGAAAGCAAAGAAAGCUUCAAAAGGAGGAGAGCGUCCGGUCUUUCGUCCUGCGGUCCCUUUAAGAGAAGAACCUCUUGGGACCGGCAGUCCCAACCGACCCCAGUUUUAACCGAAACCUAACCCGGACUUCCCCCUCUUGACUCAAAUAAGACCAACUUUGGAUUUUCCCUCCCCUAUUGACCAAUCAGAUUCUGUUACCAGGCAGAUUUUAGCGGCCGCCGGUGCGAGCCCGGCGCCUUCUGUCUCCGGGUGGCAGCAACGACCAAUCGUAGAGCAGGCCGUCCGAGUAUCUAGGCAGAUCGGGGCCGUUCCAGCCAUUCAUAAAAAAGGAAAUAAAGCAACGCACGAGCCCGCUGGGCCAGGAUCGUGGGGCUGGGCUGGAGUGAAGGUGGCUACGAGCCCUCAUGCCAGGAUGGCAGAAGAUGAACCUAAUGCUAAGAGCCCAAAGACUGGGGGAAGGACUUCCUCAGGUAGUGCUGAGGCGGGGGAACCCACCACCCUUCUUCAGAGGCUCCGAGGUACCAUUUCCAAGGCCGUGCAGAACAAAGUAGAGGCGAUCCUGCAAGAUGUACAGAAAUUCUCAGACAAUGACAAGCUGUAUCUCUACCUUCAGCUCCCCUCGGGGCCCAGUACUGGAGACAAAAGCUCAGAGCCAAGUACACUCAGCAACGAGGAGUACAUGUAUGCUUACAGGUGGAUCCGCAACCACCUAGAGGAGCAUACCGACACCUGCCUGCCAAAACAAAGUGUUUAUGAUGCCUAUCGGAAGUACUGCGAGAGCCUCGCGUGUUGCCGCCCACUCAGCACAGCCAACUUUGGCAAAAUCAUCAGAGAGAUCUUCCCUGACAUCAAGGCCCGAAGGCUUGGUGGCCGGGGCCAGUCCAAAUAUUGCUACAGUGGCAUACGAAGGAAGACCUUGGUAUCUAUGCCGCCCUUGCCCGGACUUGACCUAAAGGGCUCUGAGAGUCCAGAAAUGGGCCCAGAAGUAACCCCAGCGCCUCGGGAUGAGCUGGUGGAAGCAGCCUGUGCCUUGACCUGUGACUGGGCCGAGCGAAUCCUGAAACGGUCCUUCAGUUCCAUUGUUGAGGUUGCCCGCUUCCUGCUACAGCAGCAUCUCAUCUCUGCCCGAUCUGCACACGCCCAUGUGCUCAAAACUGUGGGACUCGCUGAAGAGGACGAACAUGCCCCUCGGGAACGGUCAUCUAAAUCCAAGAAUGGGGUAGAGAACCUGGAGGGCGGUUCUCAUAAGAGACCAGAGAGACAGGUCCAGCCUCCUAAAGAGCUAGACCCCCGGGCUGGGGCUGGCCCCUCUGCACGUGGAGAGCGAAAGAAGAGUGCAGCGGAGAGCCCGGCGCCAGUAGCCAAUAACCCGCAGGUUAAUGCCCUAGUGGCACGGCUGCCUCUGCUCCUCCCCCGGGCCCCUCGCUCACUUAUUCCGCCAAUCCGAGUCUCUCCACCCAUCUUGGCCCCCAAACUUUCUUCAGGCACUCUGAAAAUGGCUGCACUGCCUCUGCCCAGUAGGGCUGGGGGACCCCAAGCAGCUGUUCCCAUCAUUAACAUGAUCUUACCAACGGUUCCUGCUUUGCCUGGACCUGGACCUGGGCCUGGGCAAGCUCCCCCUGGGGGGCUCGCUCAGCCAAGGGGUGCAGAGAACAGGGAAGUGGGCAUAGGUGGUGACCUGGGACCCCAUGACAAAGGUGUCAAGAGGACAGCUGAAGUGCCUGUGAGCGAAGCCAGUGGGCAGGACCCACCAGCUAAAGCCACAAAGCAAGAUCUAGACGAUACAGGAAGUGAUGCCAAAAGAAAACGGGGGCGCCCUCGAAAAAAAUCAGGUGGAAGUAGGGAAAGGAAUUCUACCCCCGACAAAUCAGCAGCUGCUGUGGACUCAGCCCAGUCCUCAAGGUUACCACGGGAGACAUGGGCCUCUGGAGGGGAGAGCAACUCAGCUGGAGGGUCAGGGGGGCCAGGGCCAGUGGGAGAGGCUGAGAAGGGGGUGCUUGCCCAAGGUCAGGAGGAUGGCGCUGUUUCCAAAGGAGGAAGGGGCCCCAGUUCCCGUCAUGCCAAAGAAGCAGAAGAUAAAAUUCCUCCUGUCACCCCCAAAGUGAGUGUCAUCAGGGGCAGUAGAAGCCAAAAGGAGGCUCUUCAUUUGGUCAGGGGAGAAGCAGACACCUCCAUACAGGGUAAUAAAGACUUAAAGGGGCAUGUGCUUCCGAGCUCCAUUCCCCAUGAGCGGAAAGACCCCAAAGCAGCACCCCCAUGAUAGGUAUGUGGGAAGGAGUGUUUAUAGCCCUAUGUUAACUCUACCUGGCUGCCUAGAAGAGGCCCUUCUUUGCACUUGCUUCUCACUUGGCUCUUCAUUCUCUUCUGUAUAGACAGCUGAGGCACCCUGUCUUACAUAGUGCCUGAUUUUUGCCUCUCACCUUUCCAGCUCAGUCCCCUUGGCUUUAGAGUCACUAAUCUGUAGUGACCCCUCUCCUGGAUCCCUGCACUAUCUUAUGGGAAUAUAGGGAUGAAAUACGAUGAAUGCCUAGGCUUGGAGUCUUUUGGUUUUAAAUCAUAGAAAACCUAACUCAGACUGGCUUAAAAACAAAGAUUUAUUGGCUCAUGUGACUGGCAAGUCCAGAGGUAGGGCCAACUCCAGGUAAAGCUGAUCCAGUGACUCCGUAAGUCUCUAAAUACCUGAUUGAUUUUCCCCCCACCAUUCUACCUUCUGUAGGAUCAUCUUAAGCCUGGUCCACCUCGUGGCUGCCAGCACUCCUGAGAUUCCAUGUUUCCUCUCUCAUGUCCAGCCAGAAAGAGAGGGCAUCUUUGUGCCAGGAAUCCUAGCAAUAGCCCUAAGAUUCACUUCGGUGAGGUCAGCCUGGGUCACACACCCAUCCCUAGCCAGUCACUGUGGGCAGGAGAUUGGUAUAAUAAAUGCUAAUUUGCUUAUUUAUGCUACAUCAUGGCCUGUACCUUUUGAAAAAAAAGGCAGGAUCAGCCUCCUUAGAAUCACAUAGAUUCCUCAAUGGGGACUGGGAGUGGGGAGUUCCCGGGGAGUCACCUGACACCUGGCCACUGCUAUGAAGUAGGUGUGGUUUUAGCUUGCUAGGCUGAGACCAGUUAUCUUCCUUCCUUUUUUUCCAGAUAGUUUUGAAUUUUCCUUACAGCAGCUGUAACCUCUUUUCCUCUUAUUCUGGUCUCAGGGAAUGAGAAGGAAAUCUUUCUCAUUUGGAGACUAGCUCUUUAGUCUCAUUUGGAUAACAAUCCCCCUUUUUCUUCCACCUCCUUCUCAGAGAUGGGUAUCCUUCAUUCUCCCCUUUCUGAAUUUUAGUUUUCUCCUCAUUCUCAAUGCUCCACCCUUCUGCCUCUUUCACCGAGUGAGGUUUACUCCCUAGUCAUUUUAUUAAAUUCACUCUCUAUCCACCAGGUGUCAGUCUCUUGUCAUGUAAGUGUCAGGCCUUAGCUGGACCGGGAUUGUGGGUUUAGGCUGUGUGUAUGGAAGGAGGUACCUUGCCUAUCUAGGAGCACCAGUAGGAAGGGAAUUCAGGUAUAUAUUUGGGAAAAGCAGUAAACCAACCAACAUUAAUUAAGGACCUACUUUAUCUUCUGCAUAGGGUAGCUUCCAUCAGGGAUUCUCCGUUUUCUUUCAGGGAGCCUUCAUUCGUUUGUUCCUUUAUUUCCACCAUUGCAGAUUUUUAAAAAUUAUAUGUAAUGUUUGAUAUCUAUAAAGAAUAUAUUUAACGUGAAUAAGUUAUGAAGCAUAAUAACUAAAUGACUCAUCACCCAAUUUGUACAUUAAAACAUUAGAAAUACUA
Messenger RNA from Bubalus bubalis (water buffalo), 3842 nucleotides. RefSeq names its product regulatory factor X5 (gene RFX5). Lineage: Eukaryota; Metazoa; Chordata; Mammalia; Artiodactyla; Bovidae. Bases 458 to 2305 code for a protein of 615 amino acids. Gene Ontology annotation, biological process: regulation of transcription by RNA polymerase II. Gene Ontology annotation, molecular function: RNA polymerase II cis-regulatory region sequence-specific DNA binding; DNA-binding transcription factor activity, RNA polymerase II-specific. The record is from RefSeq and is a predicted model, not a curated record. The transcript is spliced from 10 exons.